UUCUGUUUAAUUUAACAACUCACGCCUAAUCUCCCUCACAGGGCAGAGCGGUCUCUCUCUCUCCCCAUCGUCGUCCUCCUCUUUCUCUGCGCUUCAUUUAUUACAGCUUUGUCUCUUCAUUUAUAAUAGCACUCUGUUUCUGUUUCUCUCCCCUGUUUUUACUCUCUCUCUAGCGAAAAGCAAUUGAUUAAUGAAACUGGCCUGUGGGGUUGAUCAAUGAACCUACACCAUUGGCCAGGUUCGUCCCAGAAACCACUCUCCCCUCUCUGUAUGGGUAGCUCACUGGUGAGUUCGUUCGCUGCUCUGUUCCGUACUCUGGGUGUCUGUUUUGCAAUUUACGGGAAGUGAACGUUCGGACGGAAUGUUCAGUUCUGAUUCCUGAAACAGAGAGAAGCGGAUCCUACCGGUACCUGUGCUUAAAACCCAGUAAUGGUUUUUGGUUGUUCUCGAUUACCCUUUUUUGGGGAAGAAUUUCUGCUGGGAAGGAUCCGCCAUUUUUGGUGCUUUACGUGUUUCCUUUCGUAACUAGUUUCGUUUUAAAGCUUAAAGACCCAUCUGAGCUGAGCUGUUUUUUUCUUCUCUGGGCUCGGCCUGUCUUCUUUUUCUUUUUGCAAUUUCUUGAGAUUUUUCUUUUAUUAUUAGUAUUAUUAUUAUUAUGAGUUUGAACUUUGGUCCGAUCAGAGGAAGCUGACAGAAAGGAUUGGCAGAUCCCACACCAAAAGGAGGAAGCAAUAUGACCAAAUAAAAAAUUCUGGGUUGGUGAUCAUUCCGCUGUUCGAAAGUUCCCUUGAAGCUUUCGAAAAAGUCCCCCAAAAAAAAAAAACCACCUUUGUUCCUGUCCUUUUCUAUGCCAAUAAUCCGAUUUGCACAGCUUCACCAUAUUAUCAGACAUUCGUCCGUGUGCUGAUCUUAGUUCAUCGAUCCGCACAUUCGCUUACGUGUUGGUUUUCUUGGUAUAUAAUCCAUCCCCCUUCAGUGUAAAUUUGAGCUCUCUUUAUCUUUUUCUCGGAAUUUCUGUGAGUGGAAUUGUCUUUUUCAAUGACCAGUCCAUUGUUUAUUGUCAAUAAUGGCUGCACUUUCCACAAAAGAGAGGAAAGGGUAUCAAAAACAAAUGAUGGGAAGCAUUAUGCAUUCCUUUUUGCUGAACUCUGAAGCACUCAAGGGAUAUCUUUUCUCUGCGUAUUUCUCUCAUUUGGGUUUCUCCCAUUGGUUCCCCUCUUCGCCUCCGAGUCAUUACCCGCCGACUAGUUUGAGAAAGCAACUCCGUCCGAGGUUUCUUCUAGAAGCUGAUUUGGUGAAGACUGAAUACAUCUGAUAGCGCUUCGAGAAACUCGUGCAUCGUUCUUCUGGUCCACGUAAACUAUGAAGCUUGAUACUCUUUUCAAAUUCUCUCACCAAAAUGAAGAUGUUCACGAAGUGUCUGAAGAGAAAUUUGAUGGAGAAACUGAAAAGGAAAGCGAGAAUAUAGUUCUGCUUGAUGUCAGUCAGAAAACGUUGGAUUCGUCACGAACUGAGGUUGAAGAUCAUGACGGGUUCUGGCAAGUGUCGGAGUGUGAUGGCUCGGAUUCUCUAGAUAGUAAUACAGCAGAUAGCAAAAUCAUGGAAGUUAAGGACUAUGAGGCUUUGAAUGGUCAUUCUUAUGAAGAUCCCGGACACAUCAAGGAGAAGAUGGAUCAUCUUUCCGAUAAAAUCGCCAGUGAACUUGAGGUCCCUGAUCUGGUCAUUUGCUACAGAGAGAACUCUUACCUCGAUAUAAAGGACAUUUGCAUCGAUGAGAACAUGCCCUCCUGUGAGAAGAUCUUGUUCGAAACAGAUGUGGAAAAGGAGGAUCUCCACACGUUGCUGCUUUUAGAGAAAGACAGAAGUAGCAAUUUAAUGACCAAAACCACAGAAGUUGGCGCUCCAAUGCCAGAUUAUUCGAAGAGUUGUGAAGAUCAGGACCACAAGAAUUCGUUUAAUCAGGAUGGCUCGGAGGAUAUCCUGCAGGCAUAUGUAAAAGUGCAAGAAGUUGCUGAGGAUGUCUUGAUAGGUCAAACAUUGUCUAAGGAUCAAAUGUCAGCCUCAGAGCUCAAUCAACAAGAACUAUCUGCUGGAGAUUUAUGCCAUAAAAAUACGCAAAUGCCCACUGAAGAACCAAGCAUGGAAUCGAUCUUGAGCGUGCCCGCCCGGACUCCUGCAGAUGAAGGAAGGGCCAGUUUCUCGAAUGCUGAAGAAUCUCACAACAGCAUUAUCCCAAAUCAUGAAGAAGCAAUCUCGACAAGUUCUGAUGAAUCCAAUAAUGCUAGCCCUGUAAGUGGUUCAUCCAAUUGCAGUGAUCGAAAGGACUAUGGGAAUCAAGAGAAUCAAGUUUCAAAUCAGAGUAUUACGAAAGUUCCUGAUAGUCGGGCAGGUUCAUUCCGAGAUCAGUACAGUGUCGGAGAGGCGAGUUUCUCUAUGGUAGGCCCCGUCUCCGGGCUUAUAACUUACUCGGGCCCGAUUGCUUUUUCGGGAAGCCUUUCUCUUAGGUCUGACAGCAGCACAACCAGCACCAGAUCCUUUGCCUUCCCCGUAUUGCAGUCGGAGUGGCAUAGUAGCCCCGUGAGAAUGGCAAAAGCCGACCGGAGGCAUUUUCGGAAACAGAGAGGGUGGAGGCAGGGGCUUCUCUGUUGUAGAUUCUGAAAUCUAAUAUGAUUUAGAUUAAAACUAUUCACAGAAACCUUUCGCCAUCUUAAGAAAUACAGAAUUCUUGGUUCAUUUGUUUCUACUUUGGCUUCUGGGGGGUAUAGUCAAAAGUUUAAUGUCCGGCGUGUACAGUUUCUACUUCGAGUUAUGGUAUCGCAUGCGAGGAAUGAGAAAUUUCUUAUAGGAUUCAACUUA
This is a messenger RNA of Punica granatum (pomegranate), 2856 nucleotides long. NCBI's taxonomy places the organism in Eukaryota, Viridiplantae, Streptophyta, Magnoliopsida, Myrtales, Lythraceae. The record is from RefSeq and is a predicted model, not a curated record.